Molecule: messenger RNA, 2562 nt
Organism: Rotaria sp. Silwood2
Lineage: Eukaryota; Metazoa; Rotifera; Eurotatoria; Philodinida; Philodinidae
Source: the annotation of a GenBank genome assembly
AUGAUUCAUGAAAGUCAAAUAGUAGAACAAAAAGAUGAAUGGGCCAUAAGUACUCAUACUAAAAAAGAGCCAAACAAUGAAUAUUUUGGUAGACUUAUUAAUGAUGCCUUAUAUGUUCGUCUUGAUAUAGAGACACAAUUAUCGAAAAUUGGAAAUAUCCUUUUUAAAAUUUGGAAAAUUCCAAAACCUAAUUUGAUUAUGUCAAUAAUUGGUGGUGCAAAGUAUUUUAAAUUGAACAGUAAACUUGCAUCAAGUGUUAUUAAUGGGAUUAUGAAUGUUGCUCUUAAGUCAAACGUAUGGAUGAUUACAACUGGAUACGAUAUUGGAAUUGUACAACUUGUUGGACAAGCAAUUCAUACAUUUCAAUCAAGAAAUCCGAAACGAAAUAUGAUUGCUAUUGGUAUUAGUAAAUGGGGAACUCCGGUUGUCACUAUUGUUGUUGAGGGUGGUACUAAUACUAUAGAAAAUAUGUAUUAUGAUUUAAAAGAAAAUAUUCCCGUUGUCAUUAUCAAUGGUAGUGGUCGUAUUGCUAAUUUUUUCGGUCGCUGGUUAGCACGUGUAAAAAAUGUCAACGAUGAAUUUGAACAAGGUAAAGUACCAUUUGAAAUUGAAGAAUUGAACAUAGAACGUACAACAUCAAUACCAGUCUUAGACAACGACAAAAAAAUAAAAUCGGAAAAAAGAGUUGAUAUACAUGUUGAACUUCAUGUCAAUUCAUCUUUACAACGCAAAUAUAAAAAAGAAUUAGAAGAAGAUUUAAAAAAUAUUAUAGAUCAUAAUGAUUAUUCAUUGAAGAAAAAUCAAUCAAAUUCGAAAAUUAAAAAUAAGGAUUCAAAUAGAAAAGUGCAAAUUGCACUUAAUCAAGUUAUGUAUUGUUUACAGCCAGCUGUUAGGUCUCAAAUAACGGUAUUUAACUUAUAUUCAGACACGAGUUUAUCAGAAACAAUUUUUGAAAGCAUUUAUGAUUCAUUCAAAAGUUUAUUGAAAAGUACUGACAAAGGACAAACUAAACAAACACCGUUUCUCGAAUUAGCAAUGGAUUGGAAUUGCAUACAUAUAGCGAAAAAAUAUGUUCUCCUAAAUUCAUUAGAUAAUAUUUUGGAUCCUGAAGAAGCUUUUAUAAUUGCUUUACAAAAAGAUUUACCAGUAUUCGUCUAUGAAUUUCUUAAAUUAGGACUUGGGCCAGCUGAUAUAUUCUUUCCAUCAAAUAAAUUUCUUAAAGGACACCGUCGAUAUGAUAAGUUUAUUGAAAAACUUUAUGGAGAUAUGAUGGAUACCAAAAAAACCCAUUUAAAAUAUUUUAUCGAUAAGCGUGGAGUUGUCAGUAACAAAAAAAUUACAUCAGUUGAUACACUUAAUUCAAUUCUGGAAGCUCUUAUUGGUGAUUAUAUGCAUAAACUCUAUUUCGAUGCAGAAGAAUAUGAAGAACAGAAUCGAAUUAAAUGGGGAUUAAAAAAACCUACAGAAAAAGAUACAGAAAAUAAUAAAUCAUUGUCUACUGAACAAAAAAAACAUAAAGCAAAUAUAUAUAUAAUGCGCGAUUUAUAUUUAUGGACAAUACUAAUGAAUCGUAUUGAUAUAGCAAAAGUUCUUUUAGUUUUUAUGGAAAAUCGAAUAUGUUCAGCAUUGAUUGCAACAAAAAUUUUAAAACAAUAUCAUUCACUAACACAUUAUGGUGAAUUAAGAGAUAGUUAUGAGAAAAGUAUUAAAUAUUUUGAAAAAUAUGCAAUCGAUUGUCUCAAUAAAUGCGAAGAUAAUGAUGUAGACCGAACUUGUGAACUUAUUAUACAACAAAAUGAACUUUAUGGAUAUGUUACUUGUCUUCAAGUUGCAUCUGAUGCAAAUGAUAAAUUAUUUCUUUCACAACCAGCUUCUGUACAAACUAUUAAUAAUAUUUGAGUAAUUAUGGCUUAUGAUAUAGAACUAUGGUGGCUUCGUUCCUUAUCAUUUGUUAUCGUUAUACCAUUUCUUGGACCACAUCUAACAGCUAUUGGAAAAAUGAUGAAAGAUCUUUUAUUUUUCUUAUGUAUCUUGGCAAUUGUUGUGCUUGCUUAUGGUACUGCAUCUCGUUCAAUGGCGUAUUUUCCAACAGUGAACAAUUUUAGAAUAGAAUCAAAUUGUACUGUAGACAACAGUUUUGGUGCACGAAGUAUUUUUCGCCAUAUUAUAUAUCCUGUCUAUUAUUUAUUAUAUGGAAAGUUGAAUAAUGAACGAAGGUGUCUUGAUGAUGCUGGAUCGUCAAUUACAACUCAUAUUUUACUUGCUCUUCAUAUGUUAUUUGUUAACAUUUUACUGAUUACUCUAUUUAUUGCGAUGCUUAGUAAACGAUUUGAUCAAAUCUAUGAAGAUGCACGAAGAAUUUGGCAUUCACAACAAUAUUUAUUUCUACGUGAAUAUUUUGUACGUUCUCCACUUAUUAUACCACCAAUAACUGUUAUUCAUGAUGUUUGUCGUUUAUGUCAAAUGUUCUUCUAUUAUGUAACAACAAGGUUGUGUCAUCUAUCGUCAAGUUCAAGUCCGAAAAUUUUUGAAUCCAACGGGCGCCCGUUACAAACAUAUUAG